AAUCAGCAGACCAGUGGUUCUCUUCCGUGUAAACAUGGCCGAUGGUGAGACGUCAACAGAGCAGCCGAAACUUCGGUUCUGCAGUGAAAUAUUAAGCCCGUCGGAGCUGUUCCAGGCGCGGACGCGGAGCCACAAACUUCCGCUGCGCGGCCAGAAGGACUUCCUGCCCAUGGAGUCUCCACGGCAACAGGAGCGUCUGGAGCAGAGUCUGCAGGAACACUGGAGCCUAGUGGCCGAGGAGCGCGUGGAGAGAUCGGGGAGUCUGGUGAAGGCCGUGUGGAUCCCAGAUGAUGGUACCGUGGAGCUGCAAACACCAGCAGGGAAGUUCUGGCAGACCAUGGGGUACGCUGCACACGGGAAACAAUAUCUUCUGCCAGAGGAGGCGCUCUACCUCAUGGAGUGUGGGAACCUGCAGGUGUUCCACCACAAGCUGCCGUUGUCUAUCGAGGAGGCCUACGAGAAGCUCCUGUCCUCCGAGCACGUCAGCCUGCAGCAGUAUCAGGUGUUUGGGCAUCUGAAGAGGCUGGGCUACGUGGUCAACAGAUUUGACCCCAGUAUUGUCCAGUCUAUGUACGAGCGUCAGCUGAACCUGCCGCAGACGCGGGAUCGCCAUGGAGCCCACCUGAAGAGAAAACGCAGCCCGAGCCCCGCCCACAGGCACACGGGCAGUCCAACCAGCCCCCCCUCAGAGAGACCAACCGGCCCCCCCUCUUCAGAGAGACUUGACCCCCCCGCCAACCCCCCCUCAGAGAGAGCAACCACCCUCCCCUCAGAGAGAGCAGUAGAGGACAAGAGAGUGGACCCCCCCGGUGACCCCCCCUCAGAGAGCGCCGUGCAGGAGGGGUUCUCGGCCCCUGACCCCCCCCAGAGGCAGGAGCAGAGCCCCGGGUCGGGCAGGUCCUGGUGGACGAGGGAGUCCCGGUUCUCCGAGACGACGGCGGUGCCGGGCUUGCAGGAGGCGGAGCAACAGAACCCCUCCCCCUCCCCCUCCCCCUCCCCCUCCUCCCCCUCCCCCGCCGCCUCCUCCGCCGCCGCUCGCUGGGACUUUGGGAAGAUCCACUUCCCCAACCUGGGCUCCUCCCGCGCCUCCCGCGCGUCUCCCCUGGGUCCCCCGGACCCCCGGCUGCUGCCCGGGGCGCUGCAGGUGGGCAGCAGGUGCGACGUCGCCCCCUGGCUGCGGAGGCUGAACACGCGGGCCGAGCACCUGUCCAGGCGCGAGCGCGAGCGGCAGCGGGAGCGAGACCGUUACCGUAGGGACGUGAACGACGACCGCGACGUGCGCCGGUGCAGGAACUGGGCGGAGUACCAGCAGCUGCUGGACAGGAAGAGGAGGAGUCGACGUCACCGUGGCGACAGGCCGGCACACCUGUGGGAGGGCGUGGUCACACCGCUCUCACAACCAGGCCACGCCUCCUCUCACGGUGAUUUGCUCAACCAGAUCGGGGUGAUUCAGUCGUCACGGCUACUGGACGAUGCCAUCAGUUUGAGUAUCCCGCCACAAUGGAAGAUCAGUUUCGAUGUUUACCAGCCCGACACAGUGGCUGACUACAAGAAGAGCAACCCCGGCAAACCUUACACACGCAUGUGUGUCUGCAGUUUUGAGGGUCCAGUGCCUGAUCUUCAGGUGGUGAAGAGCUUGUCCCUCCAGAGUGGGCAGGUGUCCGUGACCUUUGCAGUGGUGGAUCACGGAGACAUCUCCUUCUACUGCUUCAAGGACUUCACACUGCCUGUGGACGUGUGCCGCUGAACACACACACACACACACACACACACACACACACACACACACACAGGCUUCUCCUUCUACUGCUUCAAGGACUUUACUCUGCCUGUGGACGUGUGCUGCUGAACACACACACACACACACACACACACACACACACACACACACACACACACACACAGGCUUCUCCUUCUACUGCUUCAAGGACUUUACUCUGCCUGUGGACGUGUGCCGCUGAACACACACACACACACACACACACACACACACACACACACAGGCUUCUCCUUCUACUGCUUCAAGGACUUUACUCUACCUGUGGACGUGUGCCGCUGAACACACACACACGACCGCACACACACACAUGACCACACUCACACACACACACACACACACACACGCACACACACACAACCGCACACACACACACACACACAACAGCACACACACACAUGACCACACUCACACACACACACAUGACCACACUCACACACACACAUACAACCGCACACACACACAUGACCACACUCACACACAUGCACACACACACACAGACACACACAUAGUCAAUGCCAAAUGCACGCAUGCACACGUGUACAUCUCAUUGGUUGCCAUAUAUAUAUUCUCAGGGUUACGCAUCACUUGUGUGUGUGUGCACUGGCAAACAGGUGUGGCACACAUCAGCACUGUGAGCUCUGAAACACACACACACACACACACACUCAUACGCAUCGCUUGUGUGUGUGUUUGUGCUGGCAGGCAGGUGUGGCAGGCUUCAGCACUGUGAGCUCUGAACUCGUGCCGAUCCGAAUCAGGUCACCAGGAACACCUGAGCAGUCUGAUCAAUGUAAACGCAAACACACACACACACACACACACACACACACACACACACACACACACACACACACAC
Molecule: messenger RNA, 2636 nt
Organism: Sardina pilchardus (European sardine)
Lineage: Eukaryota; Metazoa; Chordata; Actinopteri; Clupeiformes; Clupeidae
Gene: tsen54
Product: TSEN54 tRNA splicing endonuclease subunit
Exons: 11
Coding region: 35-1747 (570 amino acids)
Biological process (GO): tRNA-type intron splice site recognition and cleavage
Cellular component (GO): tRNA-intron endonuclease complex
Source: RefSeq, a predicted model, not a curated record